This is a messenger RNA of Oppia nitens, 5400 nucleotides long. Its product is annotated as mucin-2-like. The transcript has 7 exons. Gene Ontology annotation, biological process: positive regulation of DNA-templated transcription. The record is from RefSeq and is a predicted model, not a curated record. Bases 269 to 5200 code for a protein of 1643 amino acids. NCBI's taxonomy places the organism in Eukaryota, Metazoa, Arthropoda, Arachnida, Sarcoptiformes, Oppiidae. Gene Ontology annotation, cellular component: SWI/SNF complex.
GUAUUAUAUAUAAUAACAAAACAUUUAGUGAUAUUAAAAAUGGACACUAAAUGUAAAAUCGAUUGUUAUUUAUAUGCAAUGUGUGUUGUGGUCAACACUAUUGACCAAUUGAUGACCACUUAAUGCAUCAAUUAUUGUCAUGAAGUCCAUGUGAUCAUCAAAAAUCAAUACAACAUCUAUCAAAUCAACCAAUUGAUCCCAAAAAGUAGACAAUUAUCAGCACACACACUGUGGUACUACCAGUGACACCAAUUUGUCACUCAAUCGUAUGUUGGCAAUGGAUGAUGGGGGCCGAUGUCUACUUGAUGUUAUCGAUGACCCUAAGCUAUUGCAGUCGUUUCUGGAGAACACUAACGGUGCCAUUGAACGACUCGAGACCGGUGUGAAUGUCAACCAAAGCGGAGAUAAGACAUUGAAUUCAAUCAAACAGCCGAUCGACUCAAAAAUCCUGUCCAACAUAUCGAUGAGUGCUAUCAAUUCAGACAUUUCCAAGAACUCUGAUUACGUGACCAGUUCUGGAGGCAACGGGUUGUCUCUGACGAGUAUCAAUAAUAACAGAAAAAUAAUUUCUGGUCAGACAAUGAUCGACGAAAAGCCGACGAUAAACAUGGUUUCAUCAUCUGUUGGUUAUAUACCAAUCAGCAGUUUUUCCAGUGCCGUCACCGCUGCCUCCUUAUCAAUAGCACCAUCAAUGACGACAAUGACCAACACUGUUGGCCAUUUGACAUCUACAUUACCAUUGCGUACAUCAACUCCUAAUAUAAUGCCAUCCUUUCAAAUAGCUGGUCCUCGCAAUGGUGGACCACUUACGGUACAAUAUCCACAACAAUUGAUAGUACAGGCGGGUGCCGUCCAAAUGACACAGACUCCUGGUUUACAACAAAUGUUUUUAACGACACCGCGUUCGGGAGCACCUCAUCCAGCAUUACCACCUGGUAUACAACCGGGACAAUUGGUACAAAUAAUACAUACACCAAAUGGUCCACAAAUACUACCGACCAAUCCGACGGCGACCGUACAGUCGAUUGUCAGCACAAAUAGUACAACAAAGUUAUCGACGACAUCGAGUUCUUCGCGAUCUAAUAAACAAAUAUUACCGAAACCUCCCGGUUCUACAGUGAGUGCGAACAAUACAGUGCCCACCAAUAGUGUCAAUAAAUGUCAACAAAUUACACAACAAAAUACUUUAAAAGUUAUCAAUAGUUUGCCUACAAAUGCCACACAAUUUACAUCAACAACAAUACCGACGAGUGGGACAAUGGGACCACAGACUCAACAGAUACUGAUAGGUCCCGGCGGACAACCAGUGAUAGCUGGACCUAACGGCACGUUUCUAUUGAAUCAUAUGUUCCAACCGAACAUUGGUUCGCAACCGUUCCUCAUUCAGGGCGUACCUAAUGUUCCCAAUUCUGUUCAGUUGACAUUAAGGCCACCAAACAAUCCGUCGGUUAUGACUGUUAACAAUGGACUGACGGCACCUAAUAUAUCAGUGAGUGAAUCAAAUGCUGGGAUACUCAACAUGUUUACGGGACAGACAACCAAUAUGUCUAAACAGGCGACCACACAAUCACCACAACCUCAGACUAUUGUGAUACCAAAUAAUUCGACUUCUGUGACGAGUGCAGCGCCAGGAAUGGUGAUGUCUAAUGCCAACAGAUCGGCGCCAAACAUCAUAUUUACACGACAACAACCAUCAAUCAUAGGAACACCACAUCAUACACAACAUACUGGACAACAGUUUCUUCAAUUACAGACACCCAAUGGCCCCGUUUUAGUGGCAAUUCAAACACAACCGCAGCUCUUAACACAAGCACAGACACAACCGACAUCACAACCAACACAUGGCCUGCAAUUUGGUAAUACAAUGAUACCAAUCAAUGCACCGCAUCUAUCAUCACAUCUAACACCAAACCUCACAACAAGUAUGCAAACCGCAGCACAUCCAGCACUUCACGCACUCUUAACACAAACCGAUAACACGAGCGGCCAAACAGUUAUUCAAACUUCAGUGCCAUCUGUGGCCACAUCUAAUACAGUGAUACUAACAUCUCAGCCGCAGAUAAUAACGCGGUCACAACUACCGACCUCUCAAAGUCAGCAAUUGAAGGGUUCGGCGCCGUCACUCAAUUUGGCCGAAUUGCUUAAAGAACACGGAAUUCUUCCCGAGUCGAGCCCUCCCUCUUCGCCGACCAAUAACACAGACUUAUCUACAGGUGCUCUUCAUCCCGAACUGAUUCAUGCGAACCCUCCCUCACAACAAACUGUAUUAAUGGUACCGAAUGGUCCGAAUCAACCGCCGAAUAUAGUGUUAACCCAAAACCCUGUCGCACCCACAGCGCCGCCUCAACUCAGACUGGCCUUAGGUCCCGAUGGAAGUGUUAUACUUCAGCCACAUAUAACUGCAAAUACCGGUGGAUUAGGUCCACAAUUACAGUCACAAUUCAUAACCAAUUCUAAUAACUUAAAGUUUAAUGACUCGUCUAAAGACACGAGUGGUUUGAGUUCAUCUCAACCAUCGCCUGAUUCAACCACUCCUAGCAUUGAUGCGACGUCUAGUCCAUCGACGACCACAACUGUUAGCCAAACGACUACAACAUCAACACUGACAGCACCAACAUUGACGUCUCAAAGCACCGGUACGUCAGCCUUAUUGGACCAGUUGAACACUGGACCAGCCGUUAAGGUUCCUGAUUUAGUGGCAUCUCUAGCUUUAUCGCAAGGUUCUGCCGGCACCGGUACUACCAAUACAACCGGUGAUGAUUUGAAACCAACGAUACCAUCACAACAAACAGCUUUAAUUCCAUUGACUGUUCAAAAUCUUAAUAACAAUUUAGAUCAACAAAAACAACAAUUAUUGUCAAUUCCUGUUCAGAGUGGAGACUGUAAUACACAGAAUGUCUCGAAUGGAUCUUCCAAUGCUGUGAUUAGAAUCGGUAGCUGUGAUACAAUGCCCCCGACAUUAGUGUUUACCACAACUCCUACCACUGUGUUUGCUAGUCCUCCGAAAACACAAACCACUGGUCCUACUAUGGCUACAGUUGUCUCACCCGUUUGCUCUACAAAUAGCACCAGUUGUAGCACUGGUACUAUCACCGGAACAACAGCUACAGUGAUUGACCAGAACGGAGUGCCUAUGGUUCAGGUGAGUCCUAACAACCAGGAGUUUCUACAACGACUAGAAUCGCAACUUAAAAAUCUAUUAGUGCUUAAGUCACCCACACCUCAACAGAAAGAACUGUUACAGGAAUUGUUAACAUUAAAACAGAAAAUGAAUAUCGCAAGAAACCAAAAGACAUCACCUGAGGAUCAAAAACAACUGUCAACAGUGUGUGUAUCACCACAAACAUCACAAACUAUUCAAAGUCAAAUUGAUGGCCAAUUAUUACAACAACAACAACAAACACCACAAAACAUGCAUUUAAGGAAUCUACUUAAGCAAACACCAGUUCCUGUAAACCAACCGUCGGCUACUCAAAUACGGCUGUUGGCUCCGGCCAGCAAUGCACCCGUCAAUGGGACGACAACUAUUCAAUUGGGUAAUCAAAUAAUCACAUUCACCACUCCUGCCAAACAACAGCUGCAAAAUAUCAAUUCAACAUUAAAUAAUCAAACAGUGGUUAAACCUCAAAUGACAACACCAACACCUGUUAUACUUCGAUAUCAUUCACCGACGGCAACAUCAUUGCCCACUAACUCUACAUUAGUUACCACUUCGACUACAACUAAGACAUCGAUCAUCAAACACGACACCCAUUUAGAUAAAGAGAAACGAAAUGCCAAAAUAGUGAAAGCUGUUCAACAGCAGCUAACUGUUGACCAAAACGCAGCCCUAAAGCCCGACACGAAAAGGCCAUUCACAUCAAGAGAUGACGCCUGCAAACGAUUACUUAGAUAUCAUGUCUUUAAUUCACCGGUUAUGAGUACCACUAAUAUGGAAAAAAGUGACCAUUUGUUUCAAUUGAUUUCAAAACAUUUAUUAUCUAAGAAACAGCAAUUGUACGAUAAGUUUAGAGUACUAUUGAUGAAACAAAGUAUGAGAGAGACGCCUUCUUCAGAACACGUGAUGAUCGAUAGGAUGUUUAUUAACGAUGAGAUGACUUCUCUUAAGACCGAUAAAGAGGCUGUUGCUGAAGGAAAAGUGUUAGAUUUACCACCAGCACCGACAUCAUGGUAUCAAAUGAUUAGGUCGUCCAUUGAAGAAGAACAAAAACAACUUUUUAUUAAUAGGAAAAGAAAAUCUUCGAUAGGAAGUGAUGACGAAUAUAAUCAUCAUAACAGUCAAAUUAAACGACACGACGACAAUGUAGAAGAAUCAGAGGAAUCGGAGGAUGAAGAUGACGACAGUGAUGAAGAAGAUAAUGAAGAAAAAGAUGAUACGAUAUCUGAUUUCUUGCAGACACAGUCUGACCAGAGUUUAGGAAAUGUUGGAAAUGUCGGCCACUAUUACGAUAGCUUUCAACACAAUAUUCACGUUCAAAAUGGUUUGACAAUUGACAGUCAAAAUCACGUGCCUUUAAAUACUUUUGUCGAUCCAAACCAAACACACAAUGAUCUCGACAUUUAUGGCGACAUGACUGGAGAUACCGGUGCUCAGAACUGGACUGAUUCCAUACUCAACAAUAAUUCUGCGAAUAGAAGAAUUGCAUGGAAUCAUAGGUUUGGUGUUCCUGAGAGUGAAGCAGCCGUUGCCGUCGAAUCUAUACUUACUGACGAUGUAGACGACGAACCAGAUAUGUCUGUCGAUUUAUCUGGUAUUGAAGGUCUUGACGACGAUAAUCUUGAAGUAGACAAUGAAGAGGAAGAUGAUGAUGAAGAAGGGGAUGACGAAGACGACGACGAUGAUGAUGAUGAUGAAGACGAUGAUGUAGUUGACAGCUUUGCCAUGGGUUCAGAAGUGCAUCAGCAGCACCAACAGCAUGUGGACGUCCAGAUGCAGUGUGCGAUCAAAAGCAUUUUGGAUAUGCCAUCAGUACCUUCACAGACGCAUCAAUCGCACAACUCAUACCCAUUUCACUCACAUAAUACUCAUGGCUCUCAUCCGUCACUUCAUCCACAUAUGAAUGACUAUCGAAAUAUGGAUUACUCGCACAUCCCUAACAUUCACGAACAGAGACGUAAUGACGCAAUGAUGCGACCGUAUGUCAACCAUACGGCUAACGAUCCGAUUCUUGAUGAGGCCGUCAAAAGUAUACUCUCGUGAGAUAACCUGUUGUCUAAUGACUUGUUAUCACUAUUAACAUAAUGUACUUAUUUAAAGACAAUUUCAUUAGCAUUUUCAUCGACUAAUGGCAUAUUUGAUGUGAUUUAUUGGUCAUUAUUUUUUUAUAAUAAUGUUAUUUUUAUUUUGCUUUAUUUUUAUUAUUUCAAAGCCAUAAUUAUCAUCAAAUCGUAUAUUAAAAG